AUGUGCAAUUCAUGUGGUAGCGCGAGUGGUCACCCCAAUUUCACUUAUUCAUCAGAUCCUCCCAGUUAUCAACAUCAACAGCAAACCACCAGUGGUUACCAAUAUCCACAUGGGAACCAAAACCUCAGGCCUCCUCCACUCAACACUAGCUAUUCAUCCAGCGGCUACUCUAUGAACCGUACCUCCUCUCACGGCUCAAGCGACUCUGGCUAUGGUACGAAAACCCCUUCAGUGGCUAGCCCAAGACCACAACAGAGCUAUCCAGUCCAGAGCUACCCAGUCCAGAGCUAUCCAGUCCAGAGUUACCCAGUCAUAAGCCAUGUUCCCAGUCGCCAGCUAAGCCAACAGAGUACGAGCUAUUCCCAUGACAAUCAGCGGAGUCCUGGUAUUGAGGUUGUUCAUACUGGUCCUGUAUCCUCUUCAAGGCACAAGAAGGAGCGCAGGCUUAGCACUCCUUCCCCAUCCUCGCCUUCCGAAUAUCCCUGUCUACAUCCCAGUUGCGGCCACAUCAGCUCGCGCGCUCACGACCUCAAACGACACAUGACAGUGCACUUCCCUCCUCCCCCGGACGAACUACUCGAUUGCAAAUAUGAAUGGUGCGGACGCACAGGUGCACACGGCUUCAAGAGAGAAGAUCACCGCAAGGAGCACUACCGGAAGGUCCAUAUGAAGGAGAGUGAGUACCCAAAGACGGGCAAAGGAGGAAGGUCAGGAAGGUCGAGCGGGAAGUCUAAGCCGUGA
Letharia columbiana is the source of this 741-nucleotide messenger RNA. RefSeq lists its product as uncharacterized. The transcript is spliced from 3 exons. NCBI's taxonomy places the organism in Eukaryota, Fungi, Ascomycota, Lecanoromycetes, Lecanorales, Parmeliaceae. Bases 1 to 741 code for a protein of 246 amino acids. The record is from RefSeq and is a predicted model, not a curated record.